AUGGGGCUGUUGAUGUCCCUCCCAAUUGCUGGUGGUCUCACCACCAUCGGGACUUCAUGUCUGGGUGGGCUAGCCUUCUGUUUUACCUCCACAGCUGCAUCUAUGUUCUUCAAGUCUUGCAAUUGUAACUCCUCAAUUGCUACCCGUGUUGGAUUCGCCAUCAUACUGGCUCUCAAUUCCAUUCUCGCCUGGAUCAUGAAGACCGACGCCGCUAUCCGCCUUAUCGAGAAGUGGAGUUUCGAUUAUAUCAAGAUGACAUGCAAAGGCGAGAAAUGCUACGGAGUGCUCGCCGUGCAUCGCAUCUGCUUCGCCCUCUCCCUCUUCCAUCUCAUCCUCAGUUCUGUAUUGAUAAAUGUCCGAGAUACACGUGAUAAACGCUCUGCCAUUCAGAACGGUUGGUGGGGUCCUAAAGUCCUCCUCUGGUUUAUCUUCCUUGGCCUCUCUUUCCUCAUUCCUAACGGUUUCUUUAUGUUCUGGGGAAAUUACGUCUCGCUCAUCGGCGCCACAAUAUUCAUCCUUCUUGGCCUUGUCCUCCUUGUCGACUUUGCACACUCUUGGUCCGAAACUUGUCUGGAUAAUUGGGAGCACUCUUCAUCAAACCUCUGGCAAUGGACGCUGAUCGGUUCGACUGCGGCUAUGUACGCGUUUACCAUUACGCUUACCGGGCUUCUGUACGCCUACUUUGCUGGGACGGGAUGUACCUUAAACCGUGUCUUUAUCUCUUUGAACCUUGCCUUGUGCGUCAUCGUUACCAUCAUGUGUGUCCACCCAGUUGUACAAGAGUACAACCCCCGUUCGGGUCUGGCCCAGUCCGCGAUGGUUGCAGCCUAUUGCACAUACCUCAUUGUUUCCGCAGUCAGUAACCACACACAUGAAACCGCACAAUGCAAUCCUCUACGGGAUGGAAAAACCACGCGUAAAGCAGUUCUUGUCCUUGGAGGGGUGUUCACUUUCUUGGCGGUCGCUUACUCCACAACCCGUGCAGCGACGCAAAGCCGCGCUUUGGUAGGAAAGGGAAAGAAAGGGCGCGUUCAGCUACCCGCAGACGAUGAAGGUCACUCGGAACUGGGCAUUGUUUCCACACAACCCGCUAGGACCGAGUCCCCUCGCUAUCAAGCCUUGCUCGCUGCUGUUGAAGCUGGUGCAAUUCCUGCCUCUGCUCUUUACGAGGAGGAAGAUGAAGAUGACGAAGACGACAAUCUUGGCGAGACUAGAGACGACGAACGCACAGGGACACGUUACAAUUAUUCCUGGUUCCAUAUCAUCUUCGCCAUUGCGUCUAUGUACGUUGCCAUGCUUUUAACCGACUGGAACGUCGUUUCCAAGCACCCCAUCAAUGGUCCAGCUGACCCGGACUCGGAUGUUUAUAUUGGGCGCUCAGAGGUAGCAAUGUGGAUGAGGGUAGUCUCGAGCUGGGUGUGUAUGCUUUUGUACAUGUGGAGCCUGAUGGCUCCGGUUUUCAUGCCAGAGAGGUUUGAUGACCUGUGA
Messenger RNA from Laccaria bicolor S238N-H82, 1488 nucleotides. RefSeq lists its product as uncharacterized. The record is from RefSeq and is a predicted model, not a curated record. NCBI's taxonomy places the organism in Eukaryota, Fungi, Basidiomycota, Agaricomycetes, Agaricales, Hydnangiaceae. Bases 1 to 1488 code for a protein of 495 amino acids. The transcript has 9 exons. Gene Ontology annotation, cellular component: membrane.